Molecule: messenger RNA, 4923 nt
Organism: Neolamprologus brichardi
Lineage: Eukaryota; Metazoa; Chordata; Actinopteri; Cichliformes; Cichlidae
Source: RefSeq, a predicted model, not a curated record
AUUGCAGCUGGAGUGGGGGAAGGGGUCGAUGAAGUUGACGGAACCGCCAUCUUGAAAAGUGCUCUCCGAAGAUCUACAUUUUCGCGCCUGUUAGAAACAGUUUUAAACGCUUUAUUUUCCUUGCCAAAAUUUCAUCUUAGCUCUGUCUUAGUAUCGCUAAGGUCCGAGGCUAAUGUUAAGAUAAGCUACAUGCUGGAGAGUCGGUGUUUACCCUUGUCUAUUGGUGUGUUCGUGUUGAACUGCUGUAUGUGCGCUUUUUGUGAGUGUGUCCGUUACCACUAUCUGCCUGCUUGCCCAUCCGUCUGGUCAGCCUGGAAUGGGCCACAACUCCCAAAGACUAGAACAAACCUCUUUUUAACCUGAGCUUUGCUGUGAGGACUCCAACAUACUCACAGAACCAACAUGUUUUGGAAAUUUGACCUCCACACCACAUCCCACAUUGACACAUUGCUGGAGAAGGAGGAUGUGACGCUUACAGAGGUAAUGGAUGAGGAUGAUGUCCUGCAGGAGUGCAAGGCCCAGAAUCACAAACUUGUGGACUUCCUGCUGAGACCACAGUGUAUGGAGGACCUGGUUACCUUUAUCACACAGGAACCCAGUACUGAUGUUGAGGAAAAGGUUAAAUACAAGUAUCCCAACAUAUCAUGUGAGCUGCUUACAUCAGAUGUGAGCCAGAUCAAUGACAGACUAGGAGAAGAUGAAAAACUGCUGAUGAAAUUGUACAGUUUCCUCCAAAAUGAGCCGCCCCUCAACCCCCUCCUGGCCAGCUUCUUCUCCAAAGUUCUUUCUAUUCUUAUAGGACGCAAGCCUGAACAGAUAGUUGAUUUUCUGAGGAAGCAGGAAGACUUUGUAGACUUGAUGAUAAAACACAUCGGGACCUCUGCGAUCAUGGACUUGCUGCUCAGGAUGCUCACCUGCAUCGAACCACAGCAGCUACGACAAGAUGUUCUCAAUUGGCUGAAUGAGGAGAAAGUGAUUCAGAGACUGGUGGAGAUGAUACAACCUUCUCAAGAUGAAGAUGAGACAGUAGAGCAGCUGCUCUCUAAUAUCUUCGACAAGGAAAAGAACGAGUCUGCAAUUGUCAGCGUUAUCCAGAUCCUGCUCACGUUGUUUGAGACGAGGAGACCAGCGUUUGAGGGUCAUAUGGAGUGCCCCCCAGGGAUGUCUCAUCCAUCAUUCUCAGUGAACCACAGCAUCCUCGAGGCUGUGAGACCCAGACUCAAAGAUUUUCACCAGCUGCUACUGGAACCUCCAAAGAAGAAUAUGAUGAAGACAACAUGGGGGGUUCUGGACCCUCCAGUGGGCAACACCAGGCUCAAUGUGGUCAGACUGGUCGCCAGUCUGUUGCAGAGCAACACACACAGCAUCAAUACAGAACUAAUUAACCUCAACACACUUGGAGUUAUACUAGAUAUGUAUUUCAAAUACAUCUGGAACAACUUCCUCCACAUUCAGGUGGAAAUCUGCACAGCCAUGAUACUGGCUAUGCCUCCUGCCCCCAUAGACAUCCAACCAGACACAGAGGCAGAACACGUGAAGGAAAGCAUCCUCAUCAAACAUCUGUUUCAAAAGUGCCAAUUUAUACAGAGAAUCAUUGAUGCCUGGAGCUCCAAUGAGAAAGAACAGGCAGAAGGUGGGCGGCGACGAGGCUACAUGGGUCACCUGACCAGAAUAGCCAACUCUAUAGUUCAUAACUGCGACAAAGGCCCUAAUGGGCCGCAAAUACAACAGCUCAUCUCUGAGCUCCCUGCAGAGGAUCGAGAAAAAUGGGAAUCUUUUAUUUCUGGACAGCUGGCUGACACAAACAAAAGAAACACUGUUGACUUGGUAAAUACACACCACAUCCAUUCUUCCAGUGAUGAUGAGGUGGACUUUAAAGAGAGUGGUUUUCACCAAGACUCGUCUCUUCAACAAGCCUUUUCUGAUUAUCAGAUGCAACAAAUGACGUCCAAUUUUAUUGAGCAGUUUGGCUUCAAUGACGAAGAGUUUGCUGAUCAGGACGAUGUGGUGGAUAUUCCCUUUGAUAGAAUAUCAGACAUCAAUUUUUCACUGAAUACAAAUGAAAGUGCAAAUAUUGCUUUGUUUGAGGCACGCUGUAAGGAGAAAAUCCAGCAGUUUGAAGAUGCUGGUUCAGAUGAAGACGAUAUCUGGGAUGAAAAAGAUGUCACCUUUGCACCAGAGGCACAGAGACGCCCCAGGAGUUCAGGCAGCACAGACAGCGAGGAGAGCACAGACUCAGAGGAGGAGGACGUGAAGAGGGAUCAGUUUGAAGCUUCCAACCCCAGCAACGAUGACAGAAUGGAAGUUGACACAGGCCCAGUGUGGACGGCAAAUUUUGAUGAUAUCCCCAUGGACACGGGUACAUCCACAGCUUCAAACUCCAACCCCAGCAACCCAGCUCCAUCCUCUCCCUCCACCUCCCCUGAUACAGCAUGGAGCUCCUCUCCUGCAGCUAACUCAAACUCAGAAACUGGCUGGGCUGAUUUCUCCAACUUCACUCCUGUCAGCCCCAAAGACCCCCUGAGAUGCAACUCUCCUGUUGCUAUGGAAACCAGUAUAGAAACAAUUGACCCUUUAGGGGUUAACGCACCCAUGCAGUCUGAAGACUGUGAUGGCUGGUUGGGCACGAGUGUGGCUUCUCCAGCUGCCUCUGCACCUAGUGAUUGUGGGAGCUCUAAGGCAGAGGAGGAAGCAUCUAGCUCUGAGCACCGCAGCAUCACAGAAACGGUCAUCAAUGGCUCCAUGAAAGAAACAGUCAGUCUCACUGUUGAUGCCAAGACUGAGACCGCCGUUUUCAAGAGAGUGUUGAAAUCUUAUCGUGAGGAAGAGAAGAUUGCUUCUUCAGAGAAGUACUCAGUAGUGGAGUAUGUGGAGUCAGAGAGAGCAGGCAUCAACAGCUCAGCCACAGCCUGCUGUCCUAAAACUGGUGAGAAAUGUCGGCCCAUUGUGGAGCUGCCCAAUGGUCCUCUGGAAGAAAUGUCCCCCACAGAGGAGGCCAAGCUCGACAGAAGUUCUGUGUCCUCUGAGCCAGCUGUAAACGGGCCAGCAUGAGAGUCACUUAAUGCCUGCCAAUGGCCAGCCUGUUCUGCCAUGCAGAGCCUUUCUCCUGGUCAGCCAGCAGAGGCUGCUGCUCACAGCUGUUCCAACCACAUGCCCCAUCAGGACCAGCAAUACUCCCAUCGUCUCAUCACUGAAAGACAAAUGGGCAGACAGGUGUACAGACACAAGAUGGACUAAGAAGUAAAAUGAGAGACACUCAAAUGGAUACGGAAUAAUUUUUUUUCUGCAUUUGUUUAUAUACUAUUGUACUUAGGAGGUGAUGUGUGACUGAUAUCCUGACUCCCAAAAUUAAAUAGUAAUGUUGCGAUGGUUAAGGAAAUGAUUGUAUGAAUAAAAUAUUUUAUAAAAGGAAAAUGUAUACAGAAGCAUAAGUUGAAUUACCACAGAGAGGAAUAGUUGAUUCAUGAUCCAACCAAUCACCAUGUUGUUGUUAUUGGCUGCAUAACAGGCUGACACUUCAAGUUAGAGCUAUAUUUAAAAUUUCUCCCCCACCGUUGAUCUGUCUCUGAGCAGAGCUGCUCUGACCAAUUGAAACAGUUUUAUUUUUGUUGCAGCUAAUUGCAAAUGAUUUUUCUCUUGUGAUCUUCUGCAUUGAAUAACAUUUGAUGAGCUGUUUUGGUAUGUUUCUUUCUAAUUUAUUAUGGAGUUGAGAUUGUAGUAACAAAAAGGGGGGGGAAAUGACCAUAGAGAUAUACCUACACUGUCUCUUUCUUACUGGCUGCUUUCAUGCUAACUAGGUUCUUACCUCACAGCUGGAAGGCUAAAGAGGAGAUGUUUGUCACCACAACCUAAACUAGCUAUAAAUGCAUUAAGAAUAUGUUCGUUUUUUGUUUUUAUCGCAAGUGCUCUUCAGACAACUGGUUUUCAGUUUGCUGGGUCUCCCUUUAGAUUGCAUUAUAUUUUUAAAAAAUGUCGUUCCAAGUUGAAAAUUCAUCUCCAGUGUGCAGAACUGUCAAUUCAGCCUGCUACUAUAGUAAAAUUGAAAGGCAUUUAAUUGCCAAACUAUACACAGAAGUAGAGGAUAAAUUUAUUUAAAAAAAAUAAAUAAAUACAUUUUGCCAAAACACACAGCUGCCACAUGGGGUAGGCCCAAACAGCUACACAAUCUCACCACUACAGUCCGUAACUCUGUCAGCUGUAGCGGGCGAGCAGAUGGAGCUACUGUGUGUAGUCCCACCAUCUCGGCAUUAGAAAGAUAUUGACUGGCAAGGCUUGGUUCUGGAGGUUUCCUCUAUAGGUAAGAAAGUGUUGGCUUUCAAAAUAUGAUUUUUUUUUUUCUUUUUCUCAAAGUCAAUAUCUGUAUUGUUCAGCUCAAGCGCACAUAGUCUAUAAAAGGGUUUGAGUUUGUGAUUUCCCAUUGAGUGCAAUACAUCAUUUCUAAUGUGUACUAGGGACAGCACUUUGCAUGCCUCAUACAUCAUGUGGAAGCUGUGUGUUUUCUGCAUUACCUUUUACAAGAUUGUCUUGUGUCCACCCUCAUGGGCUUACAUGUGACAAUCAGGUGAAAUUGUUUCAGCCAAUGACUGUGUGCCAACAGGUGACACUGUUUAGACCGUACAGUGGGUGUGGUGGAGGUACUGAUGUACAAAGUUUGGGCAAAAAAAAUUUAAUGGUGACUUCAAAUGAUGUACUGUGUCAGCCAGUCUAAUCAAUGAAAGCAAACAUUCCUGCUAGAUUACUUUGUAAUAUGAAUGGUGACAUUUUACUUUUUACCUGCAAGUUUUUAAGAUAAAAUGAUAAGGAUUACUUUUACAGUUAUCACAUCAGACGCUCUGCAGUGUUUUAGCGUCUGGUAUGUGUUCAUGUGUAAGUUAUUCCUGCAGAGCAGGAGGUCCAGCUUGAGUAAAGCACCCAAGUUUGAAA